Molecule: messenger RNA, 966 nt
Organism: Suncus etruscus (white-toothed pygmy shrew)
Lineage: Eukaryota; Metazoa; Chordata; Mammalia; Eulipotyphla; Soricidae
Product: olfactory receptor 14J1-like
Exons: 1
Coding region: 1-966 (321 amino acids)
Biological process (GO): G protein-coupled receptor signaling pathway
Cellular component (GO): membrane
Molecular function (GO): G protein-coupled receptor activity; odorant binding; olfactory receptor activity
Source: RefSeq, a predicted model, not a curated record
AUGGCUAAUCUCACCAUGAGUGGGUUUGUUCUCAUGAGGUUUUCUGCCAACCCUGAGCUAGAUAUUUUAUAUACAUCGUUGUUCUUAGUCUUCUACUUGUUGGCUUUAACUGGCAACAUUCUCAUCAUCACCACCACUUCCAUGGAUGAGAGUCUCAACUCCCCCAUGUACUUCUUCCUGAAGCAUCUCUCUUUUUCUGAUGUUGGUUAUAUUUCUGCGACUGUACCGAGAUCCAUUUACAACUCUUUCAUGGAGAGUAGCAACAUUUCCCUUUGGGAAUGCAUAGUGCAGUGCUUUGCUUUCAUUUUCUGUGGUACCGUUGAACUGGCCAUGCUCACAUUGAUGUCCUAUGACCGCUACUUGGCCAUCUGCCUUCCACUGCACUAUGACAUCAUCAUGGAUGUCAGAACCUGUGUUCAUGGAGUUGUCAGUGCCUGGGUUAGUGGGGCCAUCUCUGGAGUUAUGCACACAGCAGCUACUUUCUCCAUCAGUUUCUGCCACCCCAAAAUCAUUCAGCAGUUCUUCUGUGAUAUCCCUCACAUCCUGAAACUCUCCUGUUCUAAUGAAUAUCUUCCUGAGGUUGGCGUCACUGUCUUCAUGGUUUUACUGUCAUUUCUUUGUUUUAUCUUUAUCGUAUUCUCCUAUGUGCACAUAUUUUCCUCAGUGCUGAGGAUGCCAUCAGUGGAGGGCAGAGCCAAGGCCUUUUCCACCUGUCUCCCUCACCUUGCUGUUGUCGUAUUGUUUAUGUCUACAGGUGCCUUUGCAUAUUUUAAGCCUCAUUCUUACUCUCCAACUGCUUUUGACAUGUUUCUUACUAUGAUGUAUACAGUCGUUCCCCCAACAUUCAAUCCAAUGAUCUACAGCCUGAGAAAUAAAGCCAUAAAGUCAGCUGUCAAGAAAAUUUUUCAAAAAAGUGAAGCAUUUACUUCUAUUUGCUCUCUAUUAGGAGACAAGUUCAGUAUAUAA